Colletotrichum fioriniae is the source of this 1575-nucleotide messenger RNA. The record is from RefSeq and is a predicted model, not a curated record. Lineage: Eukaryota; Fungi; Ascomycota; Sordariomycetes; Glomerellales; Glomerellaceae.
AUGGACAAAGACAAUUCAUCAACUGUAGCUGUGAUCGGGGCAGGAUCCACCGGUCUGUCGAUGCUCAAGACUCUCCGGGAAGACGGAUUCGAUGCUACGUUGUUUGAGAGGCGAAGUCGCGUUGGCGGUCUUUGGUCCUACACCGAGGACAAGAGCAUGACCACUGCGCUCCCUUCUACAAAUGCCAUCAUCAGCAAAUACACCUGCGGAUUCACGGAUUUCCCGAUGCCAGAUAGCGACUUCGAAGAGUACAUGGAAUCUUAUGCCGAGAACUUUGGUCUCUACAAGCAUAUCGUUUUCAACAGCACCGUCAAGAAAGUUGUCAGAAACGGCGACGGUACCAAAUGGAAAGUCGAAAUGGUCAGAUCAGGCAGCCAGGAAGUGAAAGAGUUCGACAAGGUCGUCCUCUGCCAUGGCUACCAGACGCAACCCAGGAUGCCAACCUUUGAAGGUCAAGAGCUGUACCAAGGUCAACUCCUCCAUUCACAACAGUUUCGAAACCCGGAGAGCUACAAAGGCCAAAAGGUCGUCCUCGUCGGUCUCAGCGCUACGAUGAGCGACCUUCUCACCAUUUUGGUCGACCAAGCUAGAGAAACCUACGUGUCGCACCGAAACGGCGCAAUGAUCAUAGGUCGCUGGCGGAACGGCCUCCCCACCGACCUCCUCAUCAACCGCGCCCGACGACAAAUGUCCUACUUCCUGCAGAGAAACUUUCCCAACCAGGUCAAUAAGCUCGUCAAGCUCGCCACCGGCCUCUUGAUGCGACAGCAUGGCAAGAUCGAUCCCGCAUGGCGGCUCCUCGAAAACGUCGCCCCGCUGAGCUUGCACCUCGCCGGAUGCAUGGACACGACUCUGGAGCUUCUGCGCGAGGGAAAGGUGUCGUCCCUGUACGGGAUCAAGAGGUUCCUCGGUGGCAAGAAGAUUGAGUUCACGGAUGGAACCGUUCUAGACGAUGUCGACUCUGUUGUCUGCUGUACCGGAUACACUGCAGAUUUCAGUCUCGUGCCCUUCGUGGAGACGAGCAAGCCCAAGGCGGACGCGGCCGGCCACCCGUACGGGGGCGAGUCCAUCGCCAGGCUGUACAUGAACCUCUUCCCGCCAGCUCAUGCAGAUAGCAUAGCGAUUCUUGCGUACUCGACGUACGGCAAAAAUAACGGCUUCUCGUUCUCGGACGUUACUUCCAUGGCGAUAAGCAACAUCUGGCGCGGCGUCAGCGCGGACAUGAUCCCCUCUAGACCGAAGAUGGAGCGCGCCAUUGACCGCCAUCAAGAGUGGGUCGCCGGCCGUUGGCACCAGGAGAACAGAUCUGAGCCUGGCGCGGUUAAGCAGUGGGAAUUCCAGGGGUUCUUACAUCAGGCUGCUGGCACCGGGAUGGAGAACCUGGGCUGGGGAUGGCGCGGUUGGCUGACUUGGUUUAAGGACCCUUACAUGGUGUACCUGAUCAACCACGGCGUCGAGACGGCGCAUGCGUUUAGAUACUUUGAGACGGGGAAGAGGAAGACUUGGGAUGGGGCGAGAGAGGCAAUCAUCCACAUGAACAAGUUGGUGAAGCAGCUCAAGUCUGCUAAGAGGUGA